AUGGAGGGCUCAGCGAAAAGGGCUCUGGUUGCCAUGGAGACGCAGGCUCCCGCAGAAGGAGGAGGGGGAAAUGGAGGAGAGGGCUUCAGCAGCGUCCGCCGGCGGAAGAGGCGACGGGAGGGCGCCAUGGACACGAGCGAGGGACCCCAGCCCAGGAAGCGGCCCGACUUCCCUCCUCUGCGCGGAGAGGCCCUCGGGGGUGGAAAAGAUGAAAUGAGGAAGCUUGCUGUGCCAGCACACAGAUAUACACCUUUGAAAGAGAACUGGAUGAAAAUAUUUACACCAAUUGUAGAACAUUUGCUACUUCAAAUUAGGUUUAACUUAAAAACAAGGAACGUAGAGAUAAAGACAUGCAAAGAAACCAAAGAUAUAAGUGCAUUAACGAAAGCAGCUGAUUUUGUGAAAGCUUUUAUACUUGGAUUUCAAGUAGAGGAUGCUCUUGCCCUGAUCAGAUUAGACGACCUUUUCCUAGAAUCCUUUGAAGUAACAGAUGUGAAACCUUUAAAAGGAGAUCAUCUUUCUAGAGCAAUCGGAAGAAUUGCUGGAAAAGGUGGAAAAACAAAAUUCACAAUUGAAAAUGUAACAAGAACACGGAUAGUUCUUGCAGAUUCGAAAGUUCAUAUUUUAGGGUCUUUUCAGAAUAUCAAAAUGGCACGAACAGCAAUUUGUAAUCUCAUUUUAGGAAGUCCUCCAUCAAAAGUUUAUGGAAAUGUAAGAGCAGUGGCCAGCAGAGCAGCAGAAAGGUUUUAAUACUGAGGAUCUGAACCUUCCAAGAUUUUCAACAUAAUGACUUUUACACAGAAGCAGACUCUCAAGAAUAAACCGGUGGCAGAUCGCAACUCUAGCAUGAAUUGUGGAGAGACAGUGCUGCAACAGCAUCCUCAAGGCCUACUUUCUGACUAUAUAAGAACUGAUGUGUAAUAAAAGGUGGUGGAAGCAAACCUA
Molecule: messenger RNA, 945 nt
Organism: Anolis carolinensis (green anole)
Lineage: Eukaryota; Metazoa; Chordata; Lepidosauria; Squamata; Anolidae
Gene: pno1
Product: partner of NOB1 homolog
Exons: 7
Coding region: 1-750 (249 amino acids)
Cellular component (GO): nucleolus
Molecular function (GO): RNA binding
Source: RefSeq, a predicted model, not a curated record